Molecule: messenger RNA, 603 nt
Organism: Schizosaccharomyces osmophilus
Lineage: Eukaryota; Fungi; Ascomycota; Schizosaccharomycetes; Schizosaccharomycetales; Schizosaccharomycetaceae
Gene: prp38
Product: U4/U6 x U5 tri-snRNP complex subunit Prp38
Exons: 2
Coding region: 1-603 (200 amino acids)
Cellular component (GO): precatalytic spliceosome
Source: RefSeq, a predicted model, not a curated record
AUGACAGAUUUUAUCGCAAGGGAUUAUCAGUCGCAGGGAGAUGUCGCGCAUCAAAUGCUGCCGACCUUUUUGGUUGGCAAGAUUCUGCGAGAACGAAUCGUGGAAUGCUUUUAUUGGAAGGAACAGUGCUUUGGCUUGAAUGCUGCUUCGUUGAUUGAUCGUGCAGUGCGUGUGGAGUACGUUGGCGGACAAUUUGGCAACCAGCAUCCUACCGAGUUUAUUUGUUUGCUCUACAAAAUGUUACAAAUAGCCCCAGAAAAAGAGAUCGUAUUGCAAUACCUUGCCAUUCCCGAAUUUAAGUAUAUACGAGCUCUGGCAGCUUUUUACAUUCGUCUAACUUGGUCUGAUCCAGAAGUGUAUCAAGCUUUGGAACCUCUAUCGAAUGACUAUCGAAAAUUGCGAAUUAGAGAUCACAAUGGAUUUUACGUUUCCCAUAUGGAUGAAUUUAUCGAUGCUUUAUUCAACGAAGAAACGGUCUGCGACAUUACUCUGCCACCUCUAAUGAGCCGUUACCAACUUGAAGAACUUGAUCAGCUCGAUCCCCUGCCUUCCUCUUCCGAGAGUGAAUCAGAACAUGAUGAACCAAAAGAAAUUCCUUCCUAA